AUGCUCACACUCUCCUCUCUGCCCGCUGACAUCCUCAUCAUUGUGCUCGAGUCACUCGGCAUCCCAGAGCUCCUAGCACUCUCAAUGACAUGCCAUCUCAUGAACUCGAUCGUAGCAGAGUACGGCUGGGCCAGCUAUUUGCGAUCGAAUCCGCGUCCGUCAUGCAGCCUGUCGCAAGCAAGGAACCUCUGGCUUCCUCGCACCCGCGCUCGAUAUGAUGUCAUGACAGACGCUUCCUGGGGCAACAUGGACUUCAUCGCUCGCCCUCUCUCGCGGAUCUGGAAUGGAAGACUUCAGCCCAUCCUUGCCAUCAGUCCCAGCCGACUGCUCGUGGCAGCUGGGAGCAACCUCUACUCAUAUUCCUUCGGUAAAAGCGAUGACGGUUCCGCCGCAUCGCCUCCCAUAUCCUUCGAAGGGUCGGUCUCCCUCUUACUUGGGCACCAGCCCGAACGUCCUCGCAACAUCACCGCACUCGCCUUUGUCGAGGACCGCGGCCUCGACCGUACUCUGGACGUCGCAUUUCAAGACGGAGGUAUUGAACGCGUCUUUCUUCAUUCCGUUGCCGAUGUCCCAGAUGGAGGAACACCACAAUUAUUCUUUACGCGGAAUAACGUCACCCCCAUGCCCGACGGUGAUUUUGUUGAAAGCAUUUCGUCGGAGUCAAACAUCGUCCUAGCAUUAUCCUCGAAUGGUCACGCACGGCUUUGUGCUGCCACCAAUCUUUUACUCUCCGGCCCGUCCAACCCACACCAACAUCGGAACUCCAUCCUCAACCUCCAGGCACGUAGCUGGGUUUCAUACCUUUGCCUUCAAUCGUCAACACCCUAUGCCGCCUUCGGCACCUCCUCAACCACCCCACUCAACGUCCACUCCCUGACCGACGGUGGUAUCCUCAGCGAACAACCCACUGCCAUCCUACACACCCAGAAAGCAACUCUUGACAAGCUUCCGUCCUCGGCCGUAUACGGCCUCGCCCGGGGUCCGCUCAACUCUCCAUGGGGAGCCUCUCCGCAGAUCCUCGUCUCAGGAUGGUACGACGGGCAAGUUCGGUGCUACGACCUGCGUGCGUCCGAUUCUCGUCUUCCGGCAAGACCAUCCCUAACCAACAACGAGUCCGGGACGGGCACUUCUACGAGCCCGAACCCUCUCCGGCCCGUGCUCUCGCUGGCUGACCGGUGGUCGUACGAGCCGAUCUAUUCCGUCGCGUGUGGUGGUGGGUCGGCGGCACACAUUGCCGCGGGCACUGCGAGGCACAGCGUCGUCUCGUUCUGGGACGUGCGCUCGCCCACAACGGGCUGGAGUGUACGCGCACCAGGGAACGACCCCUCGCCCGUCUACUCCGUCAUCCUCGAGAGCUCGCGUUUCUUUGGGGCGACACAGAGCCGUCCAUUCGUUUAUGAUUUCGGCCCAGGCGUCUCCCUCGACACAUACCCGACGAUCCCCCAGGUCCGAGGAAUUGAUGGCCUCAAGCAGAAGAAAGGCUCCCAUCGAGCCACCUAUCACGUACUGCGCUACGCACACAACGGCUCAGGGCUCUGCAAUGAUCACUAG
Cyclocybe aegerita is the source of this 1551-nucleotide messenger RNA. Lineage: Eukaryota; Fungi; Basidiomycota; Agaricomycetes; Agaricales; Hemipholiotaceae. The record is from the annotation of a GenBank genome assembly.